This is a messenger RNA of Ceratotherium simum simum (southern white rhinoceros), 999 nucleotides long. RefSeq names its product olfactory receptor 13C7-like. Gene Ontology annotation, molecular function: G protein-coupled receptor activity; olfactory receptor activity. Gene Ontology annotation, cellular component: membrane. NCBI's taxonomy places the organism in Eukaryota, Metazoa, Chordata, Mammalia, Perissodactyla, Rhinocerotidae. The record is from RefSeq and is a predicted model, not a curated record. Gene Ontology annotation, biological process: G protein-coupled receptor signaling pathway.
AUGGUCUCACUGGAUCCUCAAAAUAACCCCACGAAGAAAUACUAUUCUUAUCUCCAUGGUGCAGAAUAUGUCCUGCUGGGGCUACAUGAACACCACAACCUGGAGAAGGUCCUGUUCAUGCUCUGCCUGGGCUUCUACUCAGUGAAUGUGCUGGGGAACUCCCUCCUCAUAGGGCUGAACCUGCUGGACCCGCACCUGCACAGCCCCAGGUACUUCUUUCUCAGAAACCUCUCCCUCAUUGACAUCUGUGGCACCUCCUCCUUCGUGCCGCUCAUGCUGGUCAACUUCCUGGAAGCCCAAAGGACCACCUCCUUUCCUGGUCGCCCCCUGCAGAUGCACGUGACCCUGGCGCUGGGCUCCACUGAGUGCCUGCUCCUGGCUGUGAUGGUGUGUGACCGUUAUGUGGCUAUCUGCCAGCCACUUAGGUACCCAGAGCUCAUGAGUGGGCACAUGUGCAUGUGGAUGGCAGUGCUGAGCUGGGGGACAGGCUUUGCUGUCUCACUGCUGCAGUCUGUCAUAACCUGGAGCCACAAUAUCAUCAAUCACUUCUUCUGUGAGGUCUUGGCAGUGCUGAGACUGGCCUGUGGGGACAUCUCUCUCAAUGCACUGCUAUUAAUGGUGGCCACGGCCAUCCUGACACUGGCCCCACUCCUGCUCAUCUGCCUACCCUACAUUUCCAUCCUUGCUGCCAUCCUUAGGGUACCCUCUGCUGCGGGCUGGCACAAAGCCUUCUCCACCUGCUCUGCCCACCUCACAGUGGUGGUGGUUUUCUAGGGGACUGUCUCCUUCACGUACUUCAAGCCUAAGAACCCCUACUUGGAUAAGAUUAUUGCAUUGUUCUAUGGGAUCAUGACACCCUCACUGAACCCCAUCAUCUACAGCCUGAGGAACGCAGAGGUGAGAGCUGCUGCCAUAGCCCUGCUGGGGGGAGACCUGCUCUCCAGGAAAAUGUCGCACUUCUCCUGUUGCUCUCCAACUCCAUCAGGCAGGAUAGGCUAG